AUGUCAGUUCCAUUAUUUAAUGUCCCUAAUACAAAACGAGCCACUGGUGGGAAUAAAGUUCUACCUAAUCUCACUAUACCUUUACCUCCAUCUAAUGAGAAUCUACCAUCCACUACUAAUAUACGUCAGCAACAAUUACAACAACUACAACAGCCACAACAACUGUAUACUCAUCAAAAUUCAUAUUCAUCAACUUCAUCAUCAUCCCUAUCUUCACCAAUUCCUAAUAAAUUAGACUUAUCCACUGCUAAUUUAAGACGCAAACCUCCUCCUCUUAUACGUCCUGUGAAUACCAAUUACACCACAACUGACAUUGAUAGUGAUACUCAAAUGACAUCACCAUCACCCCCAGAAAUAUUUGAAACUAAUCCCAAACAACAGCAACAACAACAAAAUCAACAACAAUAUAUUUAUGAUGAAGAAGAAGAUACCCUUACUGUGAAACAUCAUUUAGAACAAUUAACCCCCUAUGAUUGGCAUUUAGUUGCCAAUGCUAAUCAAAUUAUAGAAAUUGGAAAACUUGGUGAAGGUAAUGGAGGUUCAGUAUCUAAAUGUAAAUUAAAUCAAUUACCAAAUAAUCAAAUAUUUGCUCUUAAAUUAAUUAUAACUGAUCCAAAUCCAGAUAUUCAAAAACAAAUAUUUCGUGAAUUAGAAGUAGCAAGAAAAUGUCAACAUCCAAGUAUUGUAAAAUAUUAUGGAACUUUUAUAUUAGAAAAACAAAGUAUGAUUGGAAUUGCUAUGGAAUAUAUGGAUGGUCAAUCACUUGAUUCAAUCUAUAAAGAAGUCCUUAAAAAAGAUCCUAGUAAUCGAAUAAAUGAAAAAGUUUUGGGGAAAAUCGCUAAUUCAAUAUUGGCCGGGUUGGAUUAUUUACAUUUAAGAAAUAUAAUUCAUCGAGAUAUAAAACCAUCAAAUAUUUUAUUAGAUUCUCAAGGAAAUGUCAAACUUUGUGAUUUUGGUGUAAGUGGAGAAGCAGUCAAUUCAUUAGCAUCAACAUUUGUUGGAACCCAAUAUUAUAUGGCACCUGAAAGAAUAACCGGUGGAACAUAUUCUAUAUCAAGUGAUAUAUGGUCCCUUGGAAUGUCAUUGUUGGAAGUUGCCAAUGGGAAAUUCCCCAUAGAUUUAACCUUAUAUGGACCAAUUGAAGUAGUUGAUAUGAUUCUGAAGAGUGAAUUAGAAUUAUGUGAUUUUCCAGAAGAUAAUAUAUAUUGGACUCAAGAAUUUAAACAAUUUAUUGCAAAAUGUUUAAUUAAAGAUCCUCAAAGAAGACCAAUACCUAGAAUUUUGUUAAGAGAAGAUGAAUGGUGUCUUAUACAACUGAAAGAAAUGGUUAGAAUGGAUAAAUUUGUUAAAGUGGUUUGGAGAUUGAAUCAAUAA
Molecule: messenger RNA, 1374 nt
Organism: Hemisphaericaspora subhashii
Lineage: Eukaryota; Fungi; Ascomycota; Pichiomycetes; Serinales; Debaryomycetaceae
Gene: MKK2
Product: mitogen-activated protein kinase kinase
Exons: 1
Coding region: 1-1374 (457 amino acids)
Biological process (GO): regulation of fungal-type cell wall organization; cell integrity MAPK cascade; protein phosphorylation
Molecular function (GO): MAP kinase kinase activity; ATP binding
Source: RefSeq, a predicted model, not a curated record